UUCGCCACCAACACAUCACCACUGUCCAUCCCGCUGGCUGAAUGUAGCGACGGCAAAGUUUCUUAUUUCUAUCAUCGUGUAUAAAUGUGAAUUCCUUGCAGGGGUUAGUAAAGAAGCCAGUUGACACUCUCAAAAAAGUGUUUUCAGUUCCCGUUUGACCUAAAAACUCCUAAAGUUAUCUCCCACAUCAAGUAAAAAGGUGCUUGCUAGCUAAGUCUGUGAUUCAAAUGACUGAAAAGAACAAGAGCAGCAGCUUGGGAUGUAAGUUGCUGAAACCAUCUCGUCCGCGUUGGCAGCUAGCAUUGCUCUCUCCAUGAUGACCUGUCUCAGAGUUUACCUGCGGGAGCCCCCUGCCAGCUUACCUGAGACAUCGUCCUUCCUCCUCAGUACCCAUGGUCAGCUGAAGCUGUCAGUGAUCCAGGAGCAAGAAGUACUUGUUGUUAGUGUUUUGGAGGCUAGGGGCAUGGCAGAGGAGUGCCAGGGGCCAUGUGACUCUUAUGUGAAGAUUGGCAUGUGCCCAGACAGUGAUCCUAGUGACAGACAGAAGACUCAGAUGGUUCCUCACUGCAGGAAUCCCAUCUUCCUACAAACCUUUUACUUUGUUGUCAGUGAGGGAGACCUUCAUAAGAGACUGCUCUUCACAAUGUGGAACUCUGACUCCACAACAAGGAUGAGUGCGCUGCUGGGUUGCAUGAGCUUUGGUGUGCGCUCCCUUAUGGUCCCGGACAAGGAGGUUCAAGGAUGGUACUACCUACUUGGGGAAGAGCUGGGGAGGAAGAAGCAUCUGAAAGUGCCAACACAACACAACUACAACUCCACUGAGGCUGUGCUGUCAAACCAUGGUGCUGCCCCCGAGACCAAUCGCCCCGAGAAUAUGCAAUGCUUAACAGUGACCAUCCUUCGAGGAAAGGAUGGAUAUGGCUUCACCAUCUGCUCGGAUUCCCCUGUGAGGGUGCAGGCUGUUGAUCCGGGAGGUCCAGCGGAUCAGGCAGGUCUGCAGCAGCUGGACACACUCCUGCAGCUAAAUGGUCAGCCAGUGGAGCAGUGGAAAUGUGUGGACUUAGCCCACGCUAUCAGAAACAGUGCCAAUGAAAUCAUACUGGUGGUGUGGCGCACGGGCCCGUCAGCUAAGCCGAAUUUCGAGGGCCUCAUCCAUCGGCCCUCCUAUAAGCCGUCCGCCUCAAACUACGACGCCCCCUCACCCCCCACUCGCAGGCGCAUGCCAGAUGUCGGAACCAGCAAAACCCCCCCAGCUGUGCCGCCUCUCCCAGCCCACCACCGUGCCACCGCCACCCGUCGGCUGCUGGUCAACGGCACCGAUGCUGGAAAUAGUAGCGGCGUAGGCAUGGGGACCAUGGGGUGGGGGGCCCAGGGAGGGUCCGCCGAGGAGCUGGACGGGAAACCGCGACACCUCCACCACCCCCACACUGCCACGCUGAAGGGCACCAGGGUGAAGGCGUCAAACGGGGACAACUACAUCAUCCUGGCCCCCAUCAACCCUGGAAGCCAGAUAUUGAGGCCUGUUUACCAAGACAACCAGGGAACAUUAGCUGCCAGGUUAUACCCCACACGGCAGGCCUCUGCCUCACAGCCCCAGGGUGGUGGUGGUGGUGGUGGGGGGACGAGUAGCGGUGGAGGUGGUGGAGGAGGUGGCGGGGGUCUCUCCAGCCGCACUGGCUUCCUACGGCGGUCUAACAACUCCAAGACAACGAAGACGGCGUCCACCUCCACUAACGCCGGUGCACCCAACUACCAACAGCAGAAUGCCAACUUUGCCAAUUACCAGAACUGUACCAUCGUCCGCUCACACACUCCACAUGGAAACUACGGAUAUGUCAAAGUGGCACCCAAGAUCCUUAUCUUCCCCAUCUUUGUACAGCCUCUCGACCUGUGCAGCCGAAGUCUCAUCAUAUCCGAGGAGAUGAUACUACAUGAGAGCAAGCACCACUCUCUCAAGGUUACGGUGUUUGUCUACAGCGACCUGAUGCUGGUGACGAGAGAAGACGAGCCAGGCAGGUGUAACGUCCUUCAGAGUCCCCUGUUCCUCCGGCAGCUGAGGCUUCAGGACGAUUAUGCCGAAGAACUGAGAUUCUACCUUAUCCACAUGACCGAGAAGUGUGACUGCCUGCUCAGCCUGGAAGCCUAUUCAGCAGACCAGAAGCGGCGUGUGUGUCAGUGCCUGAAGGACAACAUUGACAAGCAGCUCCAGCCUCACAGGAGGGAGCCUUCCUAUCCGCAUUUCGAACAGAUGUUGGAGCCUAAGGUGGAUGCCCCUUCCUGUGAGCUGGGCGGAGUAGGAGGAGAUCGAGGUGGCGUGUGCCUCCACCUGCCUCCCCGUAGCUCAGAAGGUGAGGAGAGCAGCCUGUAUCCCUCCAGUCCUUCAGAGCCUCCAACCCUGGGCAGCCCUCACCCCUCGGAGCCUCUCACCCCUCUGGAUGAGAUCUACAUGCCUCUCGGGGGCCUGGUGGGAUCCGAGGUGCCUCCCACACCGCCUCCUUCCACCGAGGGCGAGGACUGGAGGAGCAUGGAGGGGAACGAGAUGGAGCUCUGGAGAGAGGCGAACGCUUUGGAGAGCAGGAGAGAGGAAGAGGAGGAUUAUGGGGCAAGCAGGCAGAGUGCCGGGAGUGAGGGGGAAGAGAGAGAAGGAGGAGAGGAGGACGAUGGAGAGAGGAACGAAGAAGAGGUCAACCUAAAUCUGGUGGUGUCAAACACGGACGAGGAGAACGCCUCGGAGCCCCUGGACACCAACGCUCCCCCUUCCUCCUCCUCAUCCUCAUUUGUCAUCCCCGAGCUGCGCCUCGAUCGCUCCUUCAGCGCCGACGCCCUCUCCUCACCCAACACGGACGAAGAAGAGUACGACGAAGAUGACGACGAUGAGUCAGACGACGAGGACGAGGAAGACGACAGCGACGACGCCUACCUGCAGCGUAGCGACAGCAAGCGCCGCAGCAUGGUGGAGGGCGCCACCUGCGAGAAGCACGGAGGAGGGGGGCUCAGCGUGCAGAACUCCCUCCGCAGGCGCACCCACAGCGAGGGGAGCCUCCUGCAGGACCCCCGCACGCCUUGCUUCACCUCCGACAACGCCAUCAACUGCCUGGAGGUGGGCGGGGUGCACCACAAGGGCGGCUGGACGCUCCCAUCGCCUAAAACCCUGAAGAAAGAGCUGACCAAGAAUGGAGGCUCCAUGCAUCAGCUGUGUAUGCUGUUCUCUGGGAGGAAGCUGAGCUCCGGAUCCCCCUGUAGCUGCGAGGUCGACCCCGACGGAACAAAGAAGAAGAAAUCCAAGAACCUGGCCAAAGACAUGAAGAAUCGGCUUGCUUUCCUGCGGAGGAGGAAUGAAUCCCCAGGAAGCAACCCAGCCGGCAAGUUGGACAAGUCUAUGAAGUCAGUCAAGCCUACCCCAGAGGAGGCACUGAAAUGGGGGGACUCGCUUGACAAGCUGCUGACACACAAAUAUGGUCUGGCAGCGUUCAGAGCUUUCCUGCGCACCGAGUUCAGCGAGGAGAAUCUGGAAUUCUGGCUAGCAUGUGAGGAAUACAAGAAGAUCAAGUCGCAGUCCAAGAUGGCGUCGAAAGCCAAGAAGAUCUUUGCAGAAUACAUCGCCAUCCAGUCUUGUAAAGAGGUAAAUCUGGAUUCGUACACCAGAGACCACACGAAGGACAACCUGCAGAAUGUGACACGCUCCUGCUUUGACCUAGCGCAGCGGCGGAUAUACGGGCUGAUGGAGAAGGACUCAUACCCCCGCUUCCUGCGCUCAGAACUCUACGUGGACUUAAUCAACCAAAAAAAGGCCAGCUCCACUCCGACUUCGUCUUCGUCAUAAGAAGAGAAAAAGAUCUAAGUCGAAGAGAAACUCGACGAUGAGAGAAAAAAAAGGGUCAGACUUGAAAAAAGUAGAGUGGUUGGGUGGUAUGUGAGGGUCUUUGUUUGCCUUUUUUUUUACAUUGUUUUUGUGUAUGUCAUCCUGUCCACUAUUUUUGUUGUUGUUACGGUGUGAGAGGACUCGGCAAAAGCUAUGGCACUGCAAAGGAAUGUAGUUUACACAGUUACCAGGUGGAUGGAUGGAAUGAAUGGACGGAUGAAUGGAUGGAUGGAUGUUACUAAAAACACAGACGCCCACAAAGCGAGGGGGGCCGGAGCAGGAGCUGGACGCUCGUCUGAUCACUGUCUCUCUUUUUUUUGCGGUGUCGGUGUCUUUUGCUCGUGUUUUUAAGUUUUUGUCCAGUUGUACUGGAGAAAAGGAGGGGUUGCUCAGAAAACCCCCGCAGACAUGAAGACAGUCCGGUACUGUUUUGUCACUUUUUUUCUCUCCUUAAUUUCCUUUUAAAAAAUCCCCCUCCUUUCCUCCACCAUGUUCUCUGUGAAGCCACUUCAAAGCUGUUGGUACGACACAAAGUCCUUUUUUUUGUCAGGCUCUAAACUGUAUGACUGAGAGGGGGGGGGGAUAAAAAAAAAGAAACAAGAUGUCUGAAUGCAAGCUAGCGUUAUGGCUCUGUUUCACACGCAUCCCUGUUUUAAACACCCUCUCACAGCUUCUAUAAACAGCUUAUUCAGUUCAUCUGUGGAAAAAGCGUUCAACAGGGGGACAAAGACGGAGACAGCGACGGGGCAAAGAACACACAUAACGGAUGGACUGUGAUGAAACGCAGAUAUGUGUCACUCGCACAUUAAAAAAAGACAUUAAAAAGCCAGUAAUGGAAGAAAAAGACGACUUGCUUCCUGUCUCCAAAGACUGUUUACAACAAGGAACGAAAACUGAAGAAGAAAAAAGUUCUGUGCAGCCAAACGACAUUUUCCUUUAACAUUGUAGCUCAUUCUGGACUAAUCGAGGAAGCAUUCUCAGGGCAUGACAGGUUCCCGCUUGGUUUCUCUUCUGUUUUUCUACACACUCACUGUUUUUAUAUGCUUUAGGGUUCCAACCUGCACUCCUUAGUUCUCCUGAGCAAUACACAAGAGGUUGCUCGUUUCGUAGUCGGAGGAAAAAAAAGAUGCUUCACGUUGUACAAAAAAGUUUGCCUAUUUAUUUAGAUUAACUUGCUGGAUGCUUCUACAGACACCCUCACCUCCUCUAAAGCACUCAGCUAAAAGCUCUCACUUUUUCCUCUUAACCACCAAACAGGUCCAACGCUGUCCUGUCCUUUAAGUGCAAUAUUGUUUUUUUAUUUUAUUAUUAUGUUUGUUCAUUUAUUUGGAAUCGUUUUGAAUUUGUAUGGGGAAGACGAACGGCUUGAGCUCUGUAUUAACUUUAUUCGUUAAGAGAAAAAAAAAACAACGUAGAGCUAUAAGGUUGACUUACAACGUAAACUUUCAAGAACCAUAAGUAGUUUAAUGAAUUUUAAGCAAGUGAUUCUAACUGUGUUAAACCUCCUCGGCAGCAGGCAGCUGGGGGGGGCGUUAUGGUUGUAAAUAUAAUUCUUUAAGAAAACUAUGUGAUAACACAUUAAAAACAAACAAAAACAAACAACCUGUAGGUCUCUGCUGGUGAAUGUGGGACCCAGCUGUAUCUAUGUAAAUAUGAGAGACUCAAAACUAUAAGAUGACAUGUAUUGUUUUAAAAAAGAAAAAUGAGCAAGAGCAGGUUCAAUCUGCUCUUUCCCCUGGUCAUACACUGCUUGUAAGGAGUUUUCUGAAAUGCAUUUUAUCAUUUUCACUGUUUACAAUUCAAAAAUGCAUCUCCUAUGAUAGCAAGUGAAAACAGUAGAGUACAUUUGGUGUCAUUGCUAAUGAUAAAUAAACCAACCAACUGAUGAAGUAA
Messenger RNA from Sebastes umbrosus (honeycomb rockfish), 5755 nucleotides. RefSeq names its product regulator of G protein signaling 3a (gene rgs3a). Gene Ontology annotation, biological process: signal transduction. The record is from RefSeq and is a predicted model, not a curated record. NCBI's taxonomy places the organism in Eukaryota, Metazoa, Chordata, Actinopteri, Perciformes, Sebastidae. The transcript has 25 exons. The coding region runs from base 314 to 3823 and encodes 1169 amino acids. Gene Ontology annotation, molecular function: protein binding. Gene Ontology annotation, cellular component: nucleus; plasma membrane.